Messenger RNA from Manihot esculenta (cassava), 1077 nucleotides. RefSeq names its product metal transporter Nramp5-like. Bases 39 to 527 code for a protein of 162 amino acids. The record is from RefSeq and is a predicted model, not a curated record. Gene Ontology annotation, biological process: metal ion transport. Gene Ontology annotation, cellular component: membrane. Lineage: Eukaryota; Viridiplantae; Streptophyta; Magnoliopsida; Malpighiales; Euphorbiaceae. The transcript is spliced from 11 exons. Gene Ontology annotation, molecular function: hydrolase activity; manganese ion transmembrane transporter activity; cadmium ion transmembrane transporter activity.
CUCAGUCCUCAUCAACAACUGUAAAAGUGGAGACUGAUAUGCAAGCUGGAGCAAACCAUGGUUAUGAGCUUCCAUGGAUCAUAGUCAUCGGCUUGGUUUUUGCUCUGAUAAUUCAGUCACUUGCUGCAAAUCUUGGUGUAAGCACAGAAAAACAUCUGGCUGAGUUGUGCAAGGUGGAGUACCCAAAAUAUGUGAAGCUUUGUUUAUGGUUACUGGCUGAGGUUGCUGUCAUAGCUGCAGAUAUACCAGAAGUAAUUGGAACAGCUUUUGCACUAAAUAUACUGUUUCAUAUCUCACUAUGGAUUGGAGUUCUAUUGACUGGUUUUAGCACUCUCCUGCUAAUUGGCCUGCAGAAAUAUGGGGUGCUUGUUGUCCAGGAAAAGAGUGGCAGAUUUCGAGGAACAGGGGUGUGGAAAAUUCCCACUGGAGUUGUUGAUGAGGGUGAGGAUAUCUUCAAGGCAGCUAUGAGAGAAGUAAAAGAAGAGACAGGAGAUAUGGGGCAUCUUCUGGCAAGCCCUCUGAGUUAAACACAUACUCUGACAUAGAAGCUGUGUACAAUUGUUUGAUGAAUGAAUAUGAAGUUAAGGAAGAGGAUUUGAUCUUGUAUGGCCAAUCUAUUGGAAGUGGACCUACCCUGCAUUUAGCUUCUCGUUUAGAGAAGUUGAGGGGAGUUGUUCUUCACAGCGCAAUCCUUUCAGGCAUACGCGUCUUGUGUCCUGUCAAGAUGACAUUUUGGUUUGACAUUUACAAGAAUAUUGACAAAAUACGGCAAGUCAAUUGCCCAGUUCUUGUUAUACAUAAACUUGUAGAAGACCAAAAUCAGAUGAUAGCUCAAAUGCGUGAUGAACUAUAGGCAGCGAAGAUGGGACAGCAGUCUUCCUCAUUGAUGCCAUCAUCAUCUGAUAGUCCUCCAGCUCAUAGAUCUCUUGGUGAUUCACAUAUGGAUUAGCAUGAUGUCAUUACUCACUGACUUAAAUAAUAUAUUUUAUGAUAUGAAUUUGAUACUAUUUGGAUCCAUUAUGUAUUUUGAGAUAUUUUAAGUUUCUUAGUGUUGAACUAUAGUAAUGUUUUGGACUU